CUGGGAGAUGUAGUCGCGGCUUCGCCGGCGCCAAGCCAAGGCGGUGCCGAGCGGACCACACUUCCCGGCAGCCCCCGCGCCGUCUCCCCCUUCUAUGCCCUGCAGGAGUUAGCCGGGGCAGCCUUCCUCUCUCCGUCCGCCGUAGAACCUGACAUAAUAGUAUCUGGCCGGGCACCGCUUCACUUCUAAGGAGCGGCGACAGCGGCUGGCCGGACCACAUCCUGGCGGGGGAGACACACAACUCGGGAGACUCUGAGGGAGCGCGGUGCAUUCUGGGCGCUGUAGUUCUAUUAGGACAGAGCAGGCAGCGCGGGUGGAAGCUCCGGACUACGUUUCCCGACAGCGCCCGCGGCUCGCUUCAGCCAUUCUGAGGCAGCGGCGGUUCUUAAAACAAAAAAAAGAUAUGCACAAAGUUUUUGCCCGUACAAGGGUUCCGCUGGUCGCGGGAACCUUCAGUUGGACACGGCAAUCUCCUUCCAGAUGAAGACGACGGACGAGCUAGGAAGAAAAGCAAACCAAUUAAGGAGUAUCAACUCUUCCACCGGAAAAGAGGAUACUCCAGGGGUGGCGGCGACCUUCACCGGUUCGUUAAAAGUCCCACAGACCAGCCGGCCAGACAGGCCUCAGACAAGUCAGGAUGAGGCUGGGAUUGCAGGUUCUGCUUCUGGAAGCCGACCUCCUGUAAGGCGCCCAUCACAGGGCUUGGGCCACUUACCCAGGAGGCCAAGUAAGACACGGCGUCUUGGCUCGGAAUCUGCGGCUCCAUCAUCCCCACCCAGGCGACGACUUUCGGCAGUGUCACCCCAGCCACCACUGGCACUAUUGGCGAGUUCGCAGAGUGAUGAGCCCCGAUCCCCUCAGUUAUCUGAGCCCAGCUUGAUGGCCGACGUGGACCAGCAGGGACAAGACCAACAGGCAACCAUCACACUGCAACUUACACCUGUUGACCCAAGCCAGCCAAUACAGCUGCAGGAUAUCCCCCAAGCCUCCAUCAGUCCACAACUGGCACAAGCUCCGCCCCAACCCAAAUACCAGAUGACUUUUGGGCCAGUUGGACAAGCCAACAGGCCCAAAGCAAUGCCAGCCUGACCGCACAUACACAACACCUUGCCAGUCUGCCCCAUCAUCUACCGCGUAUUAGUCGCAACUCGGGCAGACUGAUUGUACAAGUAGGGCGAAUGGCAACCUCAAUGGAGCAAAUAAGGGCUGACAACAGCCAAAUGCUUGCUCAUUUAUCGCGCAUCAUAGAUGAGCAACAGCGCCAUCAGCAGGCACUCGUUCAGCUCAUUCAGCACAACCAAGUGGUGAAUGAGUCGUUUUCCAGGAUUGUAGCCAGCCACACUGCAACCAACACUCAGCUGAUUGCAAGCCUUAAUAAUUUGAGCAGCAAUAUUUCAUUGAUGGGAGCUCACCAAGUAACCUCCAGCUCGGGGACCACGACCCCUAUCCAAACGCCAGUAACCUCCCCUGUUCGGCGUUCCUCCAGAGCACGUGCCAGUGAGCCAGCACAAAGCUCAGCACCCAGCACACACAAGCGGAAAAAAUAACCCCAAUGUGAUUGGCAAAAUAAAAAUUUGUAUUUGACAAACACACAA
Messenger RNA from Pseudophryne corroboree (corroboree frog), 1595 nucleotides. Its product is annotated as myb-related transcription factor, partner of profilin-like. The record is from RefSeq and is a predicted model, not a curated record. The transcript is spliced from 5 exons. The coding region runs from base 481 to 1089 and encodes 202 amino acids. Lineage: Eukaryota; Metazoa; Chordata; Amphibia; Anura; Myobatrachidae.